This is a messenger RNA of Apiotrichum porosum, 714 nucleotides long. RefSeq names its product atp4 subunit B of the stator stalk of mitochondrial F1F0 ATP synthase (gene ATP4). The transcript is spliced from 4 exons. The coding region runs from base 1 to 714 and encodes 237 amino acids. Gene Ontology annotation, biological process: proton motive force-driven ATP synthesis. NCBI's taxonomy places the organism in Eukaryota, Fungi, Basidiomycota, Tremellomycetes, Trichosporonales, Trichosporonaceae. The record is from RefSeq and is a predicted model, not a curated record. Gene Ontology annotation, molecular function: proton transmembrane transporter activity.
AUGGCUUCCCGUAUCGCUCUCCGCACCCUCCGGAGCGCCGCUCGCCCCGUCGCCGUCGCCCCCCGCGCCGUCGCCGCCCAGUCGGUGCGCUUCCAGUCGUCGAAGCCCACUCCCGAUGAGAAGGCUGCCGAGAUCAUCAACGCCGUCCCCUCGUCGUCGCUCUUCUCGAAGACCUCGGGCAUCAUCCUCGGCACUGGUCUUACCGCCGCCGCCGUCUCGUCUGAGCUCUACGUCGCCAACGAGGAGACUGUCCUCGCCGCCGGCUUCCUGAUCAUCCUCUACGCCGUCGGCUCGUCGAUCGGCGCCCCCUACUCGGCUUGGGCCAACGAGAAGAUCGCCAAGGUCCGCUCGAUCCUUAACGGUGCCCGCGAGGAGCACACCGUCGCCAUCAAGGAGCGCAUCUCGUCGGUUGCCGAGCUCAAGGACGUUGUCCCCCUCACCGAGCAGCUCUACGCCGUCUCGAAGGAGACCAACGCUCUCGAGCACGAGAACUUCCUCCUCUCGCAGGAGGCCGCCGUCAAGCAGGAGCUUAAGGCUGUCCUCGACUCGUGGGUCCGCUACGAGCAGCAGCAGCGCGAGCAGGAGCAGACCGCUCUUGUCAAGACUGUUACCGAGAACAUUGCCGCCGAGCUCGCCAAGCCUGCCUUCAAGAAGCAGCUUCUCGAGGAGGCCCUCGGCCAGGUCGAGCAGCUCGCCAAGUCCAAGGCCAUCUAA